Messenger RNA from Candidozyma duobushaemuli, 1053 nucleotides. RefSeq lists its product as uncharacterized. The record is from RefSeq and is a predicted model, not a curated record. Bases 1 to 1053 code for a protein of 350 amino acids. The transcript has 3 exons. NCBI's taxonomy places the organism in Eukaryota, Fungi, Ascomycota, Pichiomycetes, Serinales, Metschnikowiaceae.
AUGAAGCUUUCCAGUGCCGUUGGAAUUGCUGUAGCUGGGACUGCUAGUGCUGUCGUUUUUGUUUUUUUCCUUGUUGCCGUUGUUGUUGUCAAGUGCUGUGUCGUCCGUCUCAGAUCAGAUCAGUCUGAAAUCGACUUUAGAGAUCUCGAAUUGGCACUCAAUGGGAAGAAACAGUCACUGAAGGAGUUUUCAGAGACAACGGAUGAGCAGGAGCCCGAUUUGGGCCUGACUGUUCUCGAGUUCGACCCCAUUGAGUUGGAGAGUUUCGAUAGACAGACUGAUGGGCUUGGAGAUGAUGAACAAAGAUAUGAGAGAAUGAAUCUUACGGGCAGAAGGGUUGAUCGACUUUCGGCGAUCAAGCUCGUCAAUUAUUGUGGCUGCAGCAUUUCGACUCUGAACCAAAUUGACAAGAACGCAAGAAGCGUCUAUGCCCAUUACUUUUCAUUAUACGACCGCUCGCUUGUUGUUCAGAAUAUGGCUCAGGAGGUGCUCAACGGGCCAAAAGCUGUCACGGAAAUAAGAGACCAGCACUCUUCUGGCGUCAUCAAGGUGGGAAGUAUGGUGAUAGUGAAGACUCCCUUCACUGGGACAAAACGUAACCUCGAGUUCGAGUCCUUGGAACCGGGGCAGAUUUUGAAGGUGGUAAAAUUCUUUGUGAAGAAUCAAGUCAUGGAUAAUGUCGACGACAGGUCAAGCUUGUAUCAUUCUUGCCAUAGAUCCUCCUACCAACGAACCUCAGACUUGUCAUACCGAGCUGCAUUGGAUAGACAGAUCAGCACAGAAAGAGAUCUCAAGGAAGCUGGUCUUAUCUCACCCUGUCCUACAAUUGAGCCUGAAGUUUUGGAAUUAGAGGACCCUAACUAUCCGCAUAUAUGGUGCUCUGGUGCCCUCUUCAGAACAUACUUGCAUCAUGACAAAGCCACAGGCAUAGUUCAACUCAAAUAUAGAUCUGACGAGACCUCGAAGUAUCAGAUGGUAAGAGAUUUUCCGAUCUCAUGCGUGACUUUGGAGAGCAAUUUUCUCAACCAUGAGUCUACCGAAUCCGACGAAUGA